Helicoverpa armigera (cotton bollworm) is the source of this 378-nucleotide messenger RNA. Its product is annotated as histone H2A, sperm-like. The coding region runs from base 1 to 378 and encodes 125 amino acids. The record is from RefSeq and is a predicted model, not a curated record. Gene Ontology annotation, molecular function: structural constituent of chromatin; protein heterodimerization activity; DNA binding. Gene Ontology annotation, cellular component: nucleosome; chromatin. The transcript has a single exon. NCBI's taxonomy places the organism in Eukaryota, Metazoa, Arthropoda, Insecta, Lepidoptera, Noctuidae. Gene Ontology annotation, biological process: heterochromatin formation.
AUGUCUAAAAUCGGAAUGAAGAAGAACAAAUCGAGAUCGUCGAGGGCUGGACUUCAGUUCCCAGUUGGAAGAAUCCACAAGAUUUUAAGAAAUGGCAACUAUGCACCGAGGAUUGGGAGCGGGGCACCAAUCUACUUGGCGGCAGCACUAGAAUAUUUAGCAGCUGAAAUACUCGAGUUGGCUGCAGAAGCGGCUACUGAUAAUAAGAAGAGCAGAGUUAUCCCAAGACAUAUACUGUUCGCAAUCAGAAACGAUGAAGAAUUGAACAAAAUGUUGUCUGGUGUUACCAUUUCGCAAGGAGGAGUGUUGCCAGCAAUUAAUCCCAUUUUACUACCAAAGAAGACGAUGAAAAAGAUGCGUAGGAUAGAAGAAAUUUAG